AUGGACCUAACACGAGCAAUUCGGCCUAUUGUCUCCUCCAACCUCCUCGCCCUCCCACCACCAACCCGCGCUGUCCUCUUCCGCCUCUACCAAUUCCGACCUCACCCACUCCCACGCCGCAAUGCCUACAGCACCGCCACGCCGACCCACGAGCCCUCCAUCCCCGCGCCCAAAGAAGGCUCUGGCCCUCUCCUGACACGACAUGCCAACCGCGCCCUCCCCAACAUCAAUACCGAGCGCAACAUCUGGCUGUACACCCUCCCCAUCUUCGCGCUCAUAGUCACGACCUCCGCAGUCGCGUUCUUCAACUACCAAAAAUCCACCUCGUCGACCGUGUCGUCGAUCCUAUAUGCUCUACGUACCAACACCGCCGCGCGCGAGCUGUUGGGUGACGAGAUCUACUUUGCGAGCCAGGUACCCUGGAUCAGCGGGGAGAUGAGCCAGCUGCAUGGAAACAUCGAUAUCAGCUUCUGGGUGAAGGGCACUAAGGGGUCGGCGAAGACGAGGUUUGUGGCGAAGCGCAAGGAGAAGAGAGGGAUGUUUGCGACGGAGGAGUGGAGCUUGAGGAUGGAGGAUGGGAGGGUGUUGCAGUUGUUGGAGACUGGCGAUGUGGAGGUCAAGGGCAGCAUUGCUUGA
Molecule: messenger RNA, 636 nt
Organism: Cyphellophora europaea CBS 101466
Lineage: Eukaryota; Fungi; Ascomycota; Eurotiomycetes; Chaetothyriales; Cyphellophoraceae
Exons: 1
Coding region: 1-636 (211 amino acids)
Biological process (GO): mitochondrial respiratory chain complex IV assembly
Cellular component (GO): mitochondrial inner membrane
Source: RefSeq, a predicted model, not a curated record